Molecule: messenger RNA, 687 nt
Organism: Saccostrea echinata
Lineage: Eukaryota; Metazoa; Mollusca; Bivalvia; Ostreida; Ostreidae
Product: olfactory receptor 51M1-like
Exons: 2
Coding region: 1-687 (228 amino acids)
Biological process (GO): G protein-coupled receptor signaling pathway
Cellular component (GO): membrane
Molecular function (GO): G protein-coupled receptor activity
Source: RefSeq, a predicted model, not a curated record
AUGGACAGAAAUUCCACAGUUGAAGAUUUGUUUUUAUCAAGUAGAGUGAACAACAGAAGCCUCUUCAUGCCUUGGAAUAAUCUAACAUCUACCAAAGGUGCUGAUAAUAUCCUCCAAGAUUCCUUUGUAACCUUCAUUUCUGCUAGUAUAAUAUUCGUAGCUGGAGCUUUUGGAAACUGUUUCACAGUUAUAUUAAUUUUUGUGAAAAAAAAUUUGCAUACACCAACUUACACGGUCAUAGCUUGUCUGGGGAUCGCUGAUCUUUUGGCAUCCUUUUCCCGAUUUGCUUCAAUUCUGGACGGCUAUUAUUGGACUUUUAAUUACAUGGAGUCUUCAAUUUACCAUAUAAUUACCAUGUUCUUCCUACAUGCAGCAGAUUGCCAUAUAGUUUUGUUUGCUUAUGUACGCUGUUCAUUAAUAUCGUCACCGUUUGAAAGUCUUAGAAUUACCUGUGGAAAAAUCUUAAGGAUCUCGGCCGUUCUUUGGGUAUUAAGUGGCAUUGUGACUUUUGCUUACGGCACAGAAAAUUGGAAAUUAUUUGUUUGUACUUGGUAUUCCUUUCCAUUAAGCAUUUCAAUCUCAUAUCUUUGUCUUAUGUUGAAUUAUUGUAUAAAUCCAAUCGUUUAUUUCUUGUUUUCACCUCCUGCACGUAAGCUUCUUCUCAGUUGUAGAAGAUUUUGCUCAUGA